AUGUCGGAUCUAAUCGCAGCACCGUUCAGCUUUGGCCUUCCAUAUGCCUCAAUCUUCGCAGUCCCCAAGAAGGAUACCUUUAAGCGACCCGCAUCCGACUAUUACUGGCAGAAAGCCACGGCUUCUCCUAACUCCAACUCUGACGCUCACCUCUCUGUGGCAUCAGACCAAAGCUGGCUCGAAAAUCCGGACGCGUCUGACUGGAUUGAUAUCGAGAACGAUGACGCGUCACAAGCACCACCAUCUGGUCUUACGCCCCAAAAGCCAAAGAGAUCUGCCUUUCGUCACAUAUCCUUCCUGGGAUUCGUGAACAAGCCAGGAAGUACUAAGUCCAAUAUUGUGACCUCAACUGAGGGCGCCUCACAUCAUGCGCUAUCAAAAAAGCAUUCUCUCGCCAAGAAGUACCGCAGUUCAGAAUUCACAGUGUAUAGAGGCUGGCGUAUCAGGUCCAUAGGACGAAAUGCUAAAGUCAAAAAACUUGUAGCAGUCGUUCGUCGUCGAAUAAGUAGCAAGAGUCCCGAAGAACAAAAGCCAAAGACAUGGGAAGAGUACACUGAUCUCUAUUCUUCGGAGCAAAUCGAUGUGAACGAUCCGCCUCUUCCUCCACUUGAACCAAACCCUGAUCAUCCAACGCCGUAUGAAGAGAAGAAAUACGAUCCAGGCUUGGCGGUGGAUGAAGAGGCUCGACAGUUGAUCAUCAGAAGAUUGGCCGUUUGUGGCAAGGGCGGAUACGAUACCUCAGAAGAAGCAGUUGCGCGAGCUCGCGAAAGGACCAAAUUGGCCGAACAGCUUGAAGGAGAAGGGAGGGAGCCGAAGAGCUUAUCUGAGGCUUGGUCUGACACCUCUACCAUGAUGACGUCUGCUUCAAACACCACCAAGGCAUCCUACGUUCCAGAAACACUUGAACAACAUCCUAUCUUCCGCAAGAUUGUAAAACAAUGUCGUGAAAUGUUUGGAACAGCUCACUCCCUGAUCAGCAUCAUGCAAGAAGAAACUCAAAUCUUCUUGGCUAUAUCUGGGGGUGCCGACGGACGUGAAGCUCCAAGAGAUUUCAGCAUGUGCACUCACACUGUCUUGAGUGGUCGGAAAGGUUUUGUGAUUCUUGAUGCGCAAAAAGAUUGGCGCUUUGCACUUGGGCCCCUUUGUCAAUAUUGGGGCACGCGCUUCUAUGCUGGCGUACCUCUCCUCUCACCAAGGCUUGGAUCUGAAGAAAACGCUUCCUACCCUAUUGGCACUCUGUGCAUCAUAGACACUAAACCUUGGGAUUCGUUUGGGGUUGAACAACGCAAAAAACUUGUCUAUAUGGCAGAAUAUGCACGCCAGGAGAUUGAAUUAUGGUUUAUGAAUAAGAUAUCUCAGAAAGUAGAGAUCUUAGAAAAAUCUCGAAAAGACUGGAGUCUUGAGGCUGAGCAAAUGGGUAGUGUUGAAGAGGUUUCGACAAACAUACCAAUCCAGGUAACCACUCCACUUUCACCAGUCGAAGAACAAACUGAAUCCAUUCCAGCUCCGCCGACUUCAUCAACCAUAUUUGAUCGACCAGAAUCUGCUAUAAAACCUAAUUUGAAGAGGAUUUUAGAUUUGGCGACGCAGGCCGUGGGCGUCACACUUGAUCUUUCUUUAGUUUAUGUGCUUGCGGUCGAGGCCCAUCCUCAUUCGUUAGAUAGUGGACGAACCUUUGUCGUGUCUUCAUAUAACUUGCCUUCGCCAAUGCCUGAUUUCGAUUCUGCCUUACAUUUGCGUGCUCUUCGAGCACCUGAAGGUGGGCUACUCUAUCAAAAUCAAGCUUUCGCCGAAACUGAAACCACUGAGGUCGAACCGAAGCCCAAGACUGGCUUAGCGAAUUUUGCAUCAGCCUUGCUUGUUCCUGUCGGAGCUGAGAAGAAUGUCAGUUGGAGAGGCUUUGUUCUUGCUGGGUUCACUGAUGAUGUCAAUCGGGUAUUUGGAGGUGAAGAUGAGGCUUAUAUGAAACAGUUUGCCGCCGACUUAUCUCGCUUUACCAGUCGAUUGCAAUUGUGA
Messenger RNA from Melampsora larici-populina 98AG31, 2016 nucleotides. RefSeq lists its product as uncharacterized. NCBI's taxonomy places the organism in Eukaryota, Fungi, Basidiomycota, Pucciniomycetes, Pucciniales, Melampsoraceae. The transcript has 7 exons. Gene Ontology annotation, molecular function: protein binding. The coding region runs from base 1 to 2016 and encodes 671 amino acids. The record is from RefSeq and is a predicted model, not a curated record.